Messenger RNA from Adelges cooleyi (spruce gall adelgid), 2551 nucleotides. RefSeq names its product cationic amino acid transporter 2-like. Lineage: Eukaryota; Metazoa; Arthropoda; Insecta; Hemiptera; Adelgidae. Gene Ontology annotation, molecular function: amino acid transmembrane transporter activity. The record is from RefSeq and is a predicted model, not a curated record. Gene Ontology annotation, cellular component: plasma membrane. Gene Ontology annotation, biological process: transmembrane transport; amino acid transport. The transcript is spliced from 14 exons. Bases 713 to 2539 code for a protein of 608 amino acids.
CUUUUAUUUUUACCUAUUAUGUCUUCAUUAAUUUUUUUGGUUUCGUGAAACAUUCGGAUACGAAAAUAGCAUAACGCUAUUGUUUUUAUUAGUUGUGUUUUGUGGUUAUAAUCACAGUCAUAAUUGUGACUGUUGAGAGCAGGAAACAAGCCAAGUGAUACAACUUGUGAGAAAACAGACACUGCUAUAUUUUGAGCCAAAUUUGACUCGCUAAUCUGUGUGAUAUCAUGUGCUGCUUUUCUAUACAACAACUCUGUGGUACGGCAGAUUGUUAUUACAUCGGAAGCUGGAAUGAUAAGUCCUCCAUGAGUUUUUUGUAAAAUCAAUUUAAUACGGUUGUCUUUUAAAUCUCCUGAAUACAGCGCUGAACUACAGUUUAUACGUUUCGAAACCUAGAAAACAUUUUUAUCAAUAGUUACUUACCAUACUACAUACCCAGCUACCAGUCCAACUGCAUUAUCAGCAUAUUCAGACAAGGCAAAGUAGUUUGGAGGCAUCUCUAAGCCAAUAUCAUUUAACUCGACCUGAAUUAUUCUAGUCCUUUCAUCUGAUGAAGGUUUGGAUUACUUUCUGGUUCAGCUAAUGUGUCAGAAUAACGUUGAAUAGGAGUACGAGUUGCAAACAAUAUCUCAGUGUUAUUUAAGGCUUCAACAUUUCCUGAUGAUGUCUUUAUUUGAUGAUGUGACAAUAAUUUUUUGUAAGCUACACUUAAAUGACUUGGAGUGGGAUUCACACACCAACCGCCUCUACCUCGCACAGCAUUAAAAAACAACUCAAUGUGGUCCUGCAAAACUUUGACAACCCAUCUAUAAUACAAUCCUUACUAAGGAGGAAAAAAGAAUCAGAUUUGGUAGCUGAACCAAAGCUUCGACGGGAACUCAAUUUGUUUGACUUGGUGUCAUUGGGAGUUGGGUCAACGUUAGGUCUCGGUGCUUAUGUUUUACCUGGAGAAGUAUCUAAACUACUCACAGGGCCUGCUGUAAUACUGUCAUUUCUAUUUGCUGCUGUGGCCUCAGCUCUUUCAGGCUUAUGCUAUGCUGAAUUUGCUAGCCGUGUUCCAAAAGCUGGUUCGGCUUACGCAUUUAGCUAUGUUGGCGUUGGAGAAUUGGUGGCUUUUCUUAUCGGAUGGGAUUUGAUUUUAGAGUACAGCAUUGGUUGUGCAAGUAUAGCAAGAGCUCUUAGUGGCCAUUUAGACAAACCAUUUGGAUAUCCAAUGAAAAGAUAUCUAAGUACAAAUUUUCCUAUUAGAGUUAGCUUUUUGGCUCCAUACCCAGAUGUUUUUUCCUUUUUUGCCAUUCUUUUACUAACAGUUAUAGUAGCUUGGGGAAUACGUGAAUCAUCAAUGAUCAACAAAAUAUUUACUGUUGUAAACAUAUUGACAGUAAUCAUUGUUGUUAUAUCUGGACUUUUCCUUGCUGACAUUAAAAACUGGAAAAUAAAAAAAGAAGAUAUCCCUGAAGGCGUUACAGGUGGCGAAGGAGGGUUUUUGCCUUUUGGUUGGCCUAGUGUAUUUGCAGGAGCUGCGACAUGUUUUUAUGGAUUUGUAGGAUUCGACGUUGUUGCUACUACUGGAGAAGAAUCCAAAAAACCCAGAAGAGAUAUCCCGCUCUCCAUUGUUAUUUCAUUAUUUAUCAUAACCUUUUCGUACUGCAGUUUAGCUACGGUAUUGACACUUAUGUGGCCUUAUUAUGAUCAGGAUAUAGACGCACCUUUUAUACACAUAUAUGAAAAAUUAAGUUGGACCGUGUUACAAUGGGUAGUUACUGUUGGCGCAGUAUUCGCUUUAUUUACAAACAUGAUAGGUACAUUGUAUCCACUGCCAAGGGUAAUGUACGCCAUGUCAUGUGAUGGUUUGAUGUUCAAAAUCUUUUCUUUAAUCAACUCGAAAACAAAAACACCAGUUUGGGGUACAAUUGUUAGUGGAUUUUUCGCAGCUAUUAUUUCUAGCAUAUUCGAUUUGCAACAACUAAUGAACAUGAUGUCUAUUGGCACGUUGAUGGCUUAUACAUUGGUGUGCUUUUGCGUUUUAAUUUUAAGAUAUACAGACGAGAUGUCCGACACUGUCAAAGUCAUAGACGAUGGGAAUAUAUGCACUUCUUUAUUUGCUAUACUUGCAAUUUGUGUUAAUUUGCCAAAUUCCGAAACACCAACCAAGAGAACAGAGCGAAUGUCUGUUGCUAUAACAAUAAUUUUCCUAUUCAUGGCUAUAUGUUUUACCGGCACCAUUACUUUCGUACAAACUUAUAGCGAAUUCUCAAAAGAAGCAUACAUUUUGAUUAUCACGCUGGGUGGUUGUUUAAUAGUGUUGGGAUAUCUACUAUCGCGCCAACCGAAAUCCAGCAAUCGUCCGAUGUUUAUGGUACCGUUAGUGCCGUUUGUGCCAUGCUUAAGUAUCAUUUUGAACCUGUAUCUUAUGACAAAGUUGGACUCGUUAACUUGGGUGAGAUUAGCGUGUUGGCUGGUAGCCGGUUCAAGUAUAUACAUAUGCUACGGUUUUCAUCAUAGCCUCGAGCGCCGGAACCCGACAAAUAAUUCGUAACCAUCUGUCCGA